This is a messenger RNA of Oncorhynchus keta (chum salmon), 6045 nucleotides long. RefSeq names its product glutamate receptor, ionotropic, kainate 4 (gene grik4). Gene Ontology annotation, biological process: synaptic transmission, glutamatergic; monoatomic ion transport; modulation of chemical synaptic transmission. NCBI's taxonomy places the organism in Eukaryota, Metazoa, Chordata, Actinopteri, Salmoniformes, Salmonidae. Gene Ontology annotation, cellular component: plasma membrane; postsynaptic membrane; kainate selective glutamate receptor complex. The transcript is spliced from 20 exons. The record is from RefSeq and is a predicted model, not a curated record. Gene Ontology annotation, molecular function: kainate selective glutamate receptor activity; transmitter-gated monoatomic ion channel activity involved in regulation of postsynaptic membrane potential. Bases 186 to 3101 code for a protein of 971 amino acids.
AGCAGAGUGGUGAGGGUGGUGUUUGGGAUGCGGAGAGCCGUGUAGGAGCUAAGUGGGCACCUUACCUUAACGCCAUCUGCUUCCUGUGCCGCUUCAAGAUGGAUUAGAGCCUUUACGCCUCCAGAGAUCAAAGGUGGCUGUGACAGGGGGACCCCCGGGGCAGGACCCAUGAGGAGUCAUAGAAGAUGCUCGCAGCCUGGGCGCCUCUGCUCCUCUUAGCCAUGUGGGUGAGAUGUACCUCCGCUGGGCCGCUCUCCUUCAGAAUAGCCGCCAUACUUGACGACCCAAUGGAGUGCAGCCGGGGUGAGCGAUUGGCCAUCACUCUGGCAAAGGACAGCAUCAACCGGUCCAGUAACCGCUCCACCACGGGAAAGCUGGAGGUGGACAUCUUUGAGCUGCUGAGAGACAGUGAAUAUGAGAUGGGAGAGACCAUGUGCCAGAUCCUGUCCAAGGGAGUGGUGGCAGUCCUAGGUCCCUCUGCCAGCCCUGCUUCCAAUUCCAUCAUCAGCAAUAUCUGUGGAGAGAAAGAGGUUCCCUAUGUGAAAGUGGCCCCUGAGGACAUUCUGAAGGUUCAGUUCCCCCGCUUCACCACCCUGGACCUGCGCCCCACCAACACAGACAUCAGCCUGGCCGUGGCUGGCCUGCUCACCUUUUUCAACAGCACCACAGCCUGCCUCAUCUGUGCCCAGGCCGACUGCUUAUUAAAUCUGGAGAGACUGCUACGCCAGUUCCUCAUCUCCAAGGAGACCCUAUCGGUUCGCAUGCUGGAUGACAGCCAGGAUCCCACACCCCUUCUCAAGGAGAUUCGCGAUGACAAGACUGCCACCAUCAUUGUGGACGCUAACGCCACAAUGUCCCACAUCAUUUUGGAAAGAGCGUCGGAGCUGGGCAUGCUUUCCGUCUACUACACCUACAUCUUCACCUCGCUGGAAUUCUCUCUGCUGCGAUUGGAUGACGUGCCCAGUGAGCGGGUGAACAUUCUGGGCUUUUCCGUCUUCAACCGAACACACCCCUUCUUCCAGGAUUUCCUCCUCAGCCUCAACCGUUCCUGGCAGGAAAACUGUGACCACGCCCCCUUCGCCGGCACACCGCUAUCGUCGGCGCUGCUGUUUGACGCAGUGCAUGCGGUGGUGGCGGCGGUCCAGGAGCUCAACCGUAGCCAGAACGUGGGCGCCACGCAGCUCUCUUGCAAGUCCUCCAAGAUCUGGGAGCAUGGCACCAGCCUCAUGAACUACCUGAGGAUGGUAGAAUUGGAAGGACUAACGGGCCACAUUGAAUUCAACAGCAAAGGCCAGCGGUCCAACUACGCCCUGCGGAUCAUGCAGAACAGUAGAGACGGCCUAAGGCAGAUUGGCCAGUGGCACUCCGAGCAGGGCCUGUCCAUGGAGAGGAAGCUUCCAUCAAUCAACGUGACAGACACUCUCUUCAACACCACCCUCACCAUCACCACUAUUCUGGAGAACCCUUACGUGAUGCUGCGGCCGAACCACCAGGAGAUGGAAGGGAACGAGCGCUAUGAGGGAUUCUGUGUGGACAUGCUGAAGGAGCUGGCGGACAUCUUGAAGUUCAAGUACUGCAUCAAUCUGGUGGGGGACGGGGUGUACGGGGUAUCGGGGACCAACGGUACCUGGACGGGCAUGGUGGGAGAGCUCAUCUCCAGGAAAGCGGACCUAGCCGUAGCGGGGCUCACCAUCACCGCGGAGAGGGAGAAGGUCAUCGAUUUCUCCAAGCCUUUUAUGACCCUGGGAAUCAGCAUCAUGUACCGUGUGCACUUGGGCCGCAGACCUGGCUACUUCUCCUUCCUAGACCCUUUCUCCCCUGGGGUGUGGCUCUUCAUGCUGCUAGCCUACCUGGCAGUCAGCUGUGUGCUCUUUCUGGUUGCCAGACUCACCCCCUAUGAGUGGUACAAUCCCCACCCCUGCCUGAAGGGGCGCUGUAACCUCCUCAUCAACCAAUACUCGCUAGGCAACAGCUUCUGGUUCCCCGUGGGGGGGUUCAUGCAGCAGGGGUCCACCAUCGCCCCCCGCGCCCUCUCCACGCGCUGCGUCAGUGGAGUAUGGUGGGCGUUCACCCUGAUCAUCAUCUCGUCCUACACGGCCAACCUGGCUGCCUUCCUCACUGUCCAGAGGAUGGAGGUGCCCAUCGAGUCAGUGGACGACCUGGCUGAUCAGACGGCCAUCGAGUACGGCACCAUGCACGGGGGCUCCACCAUGACCUUCUUCCAGAACUCGCGCUACCAGACGUACCAGCGCAUGUGGAACUUCAUGCACUCCAAGCAGCCCAGUGUGUUUGUGAAGAGCACGGAGGAGGGCAUCGCCCGCGUGGUCAACUCCAACUAUGCCUACCUGCUAGAGAGCACCAUGAACGAGUACUACCGGCAGCGCAACUGUAACCUCACCCAGAUAGGAGGUCUGCUGGACACCAAGGGCUAUGGCAUCGGCAUGCCAGUGGGGUCAGUGUACCGGGAUGAGUUUGACCUUGCCAUCCUCAAGCUGCAAGAAGACAACCGCCUAGAGAUCUUGAAGAGGAAAUGGUGGGAUGGUGGCAAGUGUCCAAAGGAGGAGGAUCACCGUGCCAAAGGACUAGGCAUGGAAAACAUAGGCGGUAUCUUCGUGGUGCUGGUGUGUGGUCUGCUGGUGGCCAUCUUCAUGGCGGUGCUGGAGUUUAUGUGGUUUCUGCGGCAGACGCCCGGAACAGAGCUGUCGGUGUGUGAGGAGAUGCUACGGGAGCUCCAGGGGAUCGUCCUGUGCCGGGACAGCCUACAGCUGAGGCGUCGGCGGGGAACAACCAUGCUCCGUCCUCGCUCCCUGCCCCUGGAAGAGCGCCGGGCAAGGGCGGCUGCCGUCAGCCUGAGCAAUGGCAAGUUGUGUGGCGCUGCCGCCGGCCUGCCCCUCUCCGAGCCCCUCUCCCACAGACUGGCGCAGGAGGCGGCUUUGGUGGCGCGUGGCUGCAGCCACAUCCGCAUCUGCCCCGAGUGCAGGCGCUUCCAGGGGCUGCGCGCCAUGCGUCCCGGGGGAGGCCCCAGCCACGGCGCCUCGCCCACCCACAGCGAGGAGAGCAUAGAGUGGGAGAAAACGACCAACAGCAGCGAACCCGAAUAACAAUGACCCCCUCCCCCUUGACCUGGACAACCCUUUUUUACCUACCUAGACCACCACACACCCACUGUACCCAGUAGGCAUAUCUCCACAAGGGCAACAGGGGGCAUCAUGGGAAGGUCAUGUGGUACUGUGACAGGAGCUGCCUUGAUCCUGGUGUAUUUGAUCUGGGAGGACGGUGGCUGGGGCAUUGGCUUUGGCUGUGGAAAUUCUGGGCACGUCCCCCCUGGAAGGGAUCUUUGAGUUGAGUGGAGCUCUGGAAUGAUGCCCUGGGCUUAGUGUUGGAACUCCCGUUGUACAUGUCCAUAGAGACUACCAGAGGAAGUCCGUGAGGUGGGACCCGACCUCUCUGUAUGGGCUGUCUGUCUCGAAGGCCCUAUGCCCUGUCUAGGAUGUGAAGGACACAGGUUACGGGGCAUUUGUACUAUGCAGUAUUUUCUGUCACUCGUGCUAAUUGUUGAUUUGUUUAUAAAUUAUUUGUCCUUUUGUUGUGUUCUUGAUAUUGACCAUAUUGUUACUCUUCUAUUGUUCUCUGAGACGAUACAAUUUUUUAUUUUCCCGAGAACUGUGGACAUUAUUGCCUUUUCAGAGCUACAAACAGAGAACGCAUAGAAAAAGACUUCCAAGUGCCGACAAAACCGAGGAUAUUGAGCGAUGGGAAAGCACCACGGCCUUGAGACGACGACGACAAAGAGAACUGAAAACGAAGACAAAACACAAUGACUUGUUUUAUAAUAGUGACCGUAUUCUAUAUGGAACAUGUGUGUUUGCAACAUAUUUCCGAAAGACAGCAACGCAUGUCAGCAGGUGUGAUGCUGAUGAUUGGAGGGGAGAAUGAGUUUCCCGUUCAAACUAUUUGCCCAGAGACACAAAGAACCCCAAUGUAAUCAGAAAUAGUCCUCAUUCGUUCCCUUUGCGCAUGUGUGGGCCCUGUCUCUUGAUAUUGCCCCCAGAUCACAAGUCAUAAACAAUACCAGGAACCACAACAUACCACCAUUUUGAGUUUCUUUCCAUUGUCCACUGUGGUAUACAGUAUCAUAUGACUCCCAUAUACUGUAAGAAAUUGGUAUUGCUUUGCUAUUUCCAAUUUGUGCCCUCCAUUCCCUCUGUUCAACUCACUCUCUUUGUCAUCGUGCUGCACCGUUGCCUCGACAUGACUCAGACACAAUCUCUGCGGCGUGCACUACACACUCAUGCACACGCACAGAAAUGCACACAGUCACACAUGCAGGCACACAGGCAUGUGCACACACACACGGACUCAUCGCACACAAACAAUACACGCAGCCAAUGCAGAUAGUCACACUGCAGAGGUAGUCAUACUGCAGAGGUAGUCACACUGCAGAGGUAGUCAUACUGCAGAGGUAGUCAUACUGCAGAGGUAGUCAUACUGCAGAGGUAGUCAUACUGAGAUGGUGGCAUUGGGAAGAUUUCAAAACAUUCCAGAACAAAUUCAAACUCCCAGUAAAUGUUUUUUACAGGAAUUCUACUCUGAUUUAUUAAAGACUCCGCCCAAAAUGAAACAUUGUCUGACUUUUUCAUAAGUCUGAGGGGUUUGAAGUCUUUUAUGUGACAUUUGUUCCUGGAUUCCCAUUUUGUGAAUUCCGCAAAUAUAAUUUCGAUAAAGGAUAUGGUGCCAAUUAUUCCCAUUAAUUUAGGAUAUAGGCCUGCAGAUUUCCCAAUGAUAACAAACCUCAAUUUUGGGGUGAGCUAAUCCCUGUAACCAUCAGCAGAGGCCGUAUUCAUUUGGCACCAAACGGAACAAAAAGGACUGAAACAGGGAGGGCCUACAUGAACUUGUCCAAUAAGAAACACUCAUUUUCCUUUGCCAUUUUUUCUUCUUAUUUUUGAAAGCGUUUCCCAUCACAUGCCUUAAUUAAUGAAUACAAUCCUUGUAAUGAAAUGAAGGCCAUCCGUGUCCAGAUUGGAUUUGUGGAGCAAAGCUGUACUUUCUCCAUGUGUUCAUUCAAGUUGAUUUAGUCAAUGUACCAUAUCGCAAAUUCAUUGAUGUGGCAUGUAGUGUUGCUCAUUUUCCUUUAGGAUGUUGAAUGUUUUAUACGUUGCCGGUGGUGUCCUUGGGAUUCAUUGUUUUGUCUGCGCUUUUCUACUAAAUUGAUUCAAAUGGGUGGGCGAAAGUGAACUGUGGUCUGUCUGUUGAUGGAUCCGUCUCCUUGACGAUGCCCAAGAGGUGUGCCACUCGUAUGUCAAGAGUGCCUGAAACCAGGCCAUCUUGACAAAGUAUUCGAUUGGAGGCGUCCAGGUGUGUAUUUGUCACAUCCAAUCUAAAACCUGAACCUUUAAUCUGGAGGGACUCUUUCAGGCAUUUGAAUUAAAUCCACUAUUAAGUUGAUUUCAUUCAUCUCUAAAAUUGCUUUUCAAGGCAUCUAUACAAAGUGCCAGUCAAACACCGGAUUUCCGCACAGGAUAUGCAUUCUCCUGCCUUAGUGUACUUGGUUGAAAGUGAAUGACCUAGGCCAUGCAUUUUUACAAUGACGUUAAUGAAAUGGCUGAGCAGAUAGCUUAGUUUGGGUCAAUGAGGGUCUGAGACUGUAGAAGGAACUGUUGUCUAUUUUCAUAAUGCCUUAAUCUAUAUCCCUUACGGCAGCAGGCCACAAAUGCAAAAAAAGGUCCCUUAAGAACAGUGGUAUUCAAACGUUUUCAGUGGGGCACACAUUUUUUCCACCAGAAUUUCUGGGGACACCAUUUUCUUCCCAAGAAUUUCUUGCGACCCCACCUCAAAUAUAAUGGCACAACCUUACAAUCAUUAUGUUUAUUACAUCAACAAUAAACCAUACAUUUAUUGCAUUUUCCUCAUAUACAGAAACCAAUAAAUACAUUUACUCAAUAGAAUUAUAUUUUCUAAUUAUCUUUCUCAGAAAUGUUUUAAUAUUGUUCCAUACAAUAAUCUGUAGUCAUAAUGUUUUGUUCAUAAUAUACAUCUAUACAC